Molecule: messenger RNA, 873 nt
Organism: Saitoella complicata NRRL Y-17804
Lineage: Eukaryota; Fungi; Ascomycota; Saitoellomycetes; Saitoellales; Saitoellaceae
Exons: 4
Coding region: 1-873 (290 amino acids)
Biological process (GO): transmembrane transport; monoatomic ion homeostasis; monoatomic anion transport
Cellular component (GO): fungal-type vacuole; plasma membrane
Molecular function (GO): borate efflux transmembrane transporter activity; solute:inorganic anion antiporter activity
Source: RefSeq, a predicted model, not a curated record
AUGUACGUCCGCACCGACCGCUCCUAUGGCGUGAACGAAGUCCUUCUCGCCUCCGUCCUCGGUGCCGGAGUCUUCUCCAUUUUGGGCGGCCAGCCUCUCACUAUCGUCGGCGUUACCGGUCCCAUCACCGUGUUUAACUAUACUAUUUAUAACAUCAUCACGCCGAAUGGAAUCGCGUUCUUUCCAUUCAUGGCGUGCUAUGUUACGAGGUUUAGCUGUGAUACCUCCGGUUUCUACGUCGCUUUGGUUUACAUUCAGAAGGGCGUUCAGGUCAUCACCGACCAAUACGAAUCCGGUCCUAUUGAUCCCUCAGCGUACCUCUCCAUAGUCAUCGCUCUCCUCGUUACCGUUUUCGGGUACUUCUGCAACCUCAUCGGCCGCUCUCCUCUCUUCUGGCGUUUCUUCCGUAUAUUUGUCAGCGACUAUGGAAUCUCGCUCACGGUCAUCUUUUUUACGGGCUUUCCACAUAUCGGUCAUAUGCGCGCGGUGGGAUUGCAGAGGCUUCCGACGAACGAAGCGUUCGGCACCACGUCGGGAAGAGACUGGCUUGUGCAUUUUUGGGAGAUCGAUGCUGGGCAUGUGUUCCUCGCCAUCCCGUUCGGAUUCCUUUUGACCGUCCUCUUCUACUUUGACCACAACGUCUCGGUGAUUCUCCAGAUUCAAGAUAUCCUCAUGGAGGGUAUGAUCAAGGAACUGGCAUCGACUGGUGGUCCUUGGAGGGCUGUCACUGCUGUAUGCCAGCCUACCCGCUCUGCCAUGAUCAGCAGCUAUAGCCACCGGACUUCCACCUAUGGGUCGUCUGCCAAGGACGCCGUCGAUAACUCGACUUUCCGCAAACACUUGCUGAGCUUCGCCCCGCAAUACAAGGAGUAA